Molecule: messenger RNA, 2708 nt
Organism: Xiphophorus hellerii (green swordtail)
Lineage: Eukaryota; Metazoa; Chordata; Actinopteri; Cyprinodontiformes; Poeciliidae
Gene: zc3hc1
Product: zinc finger, C3HC-type containing 1
Exons: 10
Coding region: 18-1502 (494 amino acids)
Cellular component (GO): nucleus
Molecular function (GO): zinc ion binding
Source: RefSeq, a predicted model, not a curated record
ACCAUUCAGAGUCGACCAUGGCGACGGACGGUGGUGGCCGCGGGGAGCGAAUUGCCAUUUCCAACCAACAUAAAUCCAGCCUCGCUUCCCCUGAGAAAGUCCGUGAACUUCUUAAUGAGGGGGUAUCUGCAGUAGACUGCAACAGCAAACAAGGAGAUUUAAAUGUUCCGGAAGUAAAAGGCAACAACCAGGCACCCUGUGAAGCUACGAACAAUGAAGCUUUUUUCUCCAGAGUGGAAUCAUAUUCGUGUAUGAAAUGGGCAGCCAAGCCACGCAUCCUGUCUCCUCUGAUGUGCGCCAGGUAUGGUUGGAUCAACGUUGGCUGUGAUAUGCUUAAGUGCUCCAGCUGCCAGGCUUUCCUUUGUGCAUCCCUACAACCAACGUUAGACAUUGAGAAAUAUAAAACUCGAGUUGCAGAAAUAUCAAGGCAGCUUCAAACGCAGCAUGAAAAGUAUUGUCCUUGGCCCGACUUUCCAUGUCCAGAGCGGUUCUGGUUGGUUCCAGCUUCUGAACCAUCCAAGCUUCUUACUUCCCUUAUGGAACGCUUCCAGAGCACCUGUGUCCUGGCACAGCAGCUGCCGGCGAUGAGGCCAGAGCUGCUCAAGUCCAUGUUUCUGACAGAGGAUGUGAUCAGCACUGUGCUGCAGUUGAUUGAGGAAGAACAGAAACGAAAGGGAGAGACUCCCUGCUCAGAGUCUUUGGCCGUGCAGGUGUCUGCAUGCAUCGUUUCUCUCUGUGGCUGGGGAGCAAACCCAGCUCUGCAUGCAAUGAGCCUGCCGACCCUCUCCUGCUCCUACUGUAUGCGAAAGGUGGGCUUGUGGAACUUUCUUCAGAUAGAGGGGCUUGGUGGCGACACAGAAGUUCUACCAAACCUCGUGGGAUCCUCUGGUCCCACCGCAGGGCCUGCGUCAGCAGCGUCCGACGGAGACGUUUCCGAAUCAGUCUCACCCACUCCGGCUCCAACAACUCCAUGUCGCAUGAAGCUUCGGAGUCAGGACUCCACCCGCACUGACCAGGAUGAUGGUACUGCAUCUCCAGUAGCCUCCCGUGCCCGAAGCAGAGACUCACCAAGUCCAAGUGAAGAUCUGCCGAGUCCUUUAACCAGAGGCAAGAGACCUGCAACCCGGAGUCGGGGACAGGGAUUCGGCUCAGGGACUGACGGCGCUGCCAGCCUGCACCCUCCCAAACGCCUGUGUCUCUCAUUGGCUGGUGGUCCAGAUGGCCCUCUGCCCAAGAAAGCGUUUGACCCCCUUGCUCAACACAGAGACUGGUGUCCCUGGAUCUCUGAGGGCAAAGAGAACAUGGAUCCAGGAGCCUUAUCGUCUUUGGCCAGAACCUCGACCGUUAAUCAGCAGGGCUGGAAAGCUGCUCUCGACCUCCUCAUGCCCACAAAGAAGAACUCCAACGCACAAGGUGGCACCCAAGCACAGGGCCCUCGUGACAAGUCUAAAAGAGUGUUUGCCAUUCUUCGUCAGUGGCAGGUAUCCUCCUCAUCUCAGUAGACCAUUUAGAUCCACAGGCUGUUGAUCUACCUAUUUUUAACUUUACAACAAGAUCAAUCUCAGCAUAAAAGGAGUGCUGUGUAUCAUUCAUGCAUGUCACUCCCUCUUUUUUAUCUUUUGUUACACAUAAAGUGUUGCUAGAGGGAAUUUAGUGGAAGUUUUCUCUGUAAACUGUCAAAAAUGUGAAGGAUUCCUUUUGGUAUUACAAACAUUUCACUUAUGCUACAUGUACAACUAACUCCUUGCAAUGUUUUCAUACUUCCUGGACCCUUUUUUUUUACUUUUUUUUUUUUACAUUUGGUUGACAUCACAACCAAACAUUUAUGUAUUAUAUUGAGGCUGACAGAUAAACACAAAGUAGUGCAUAAUUGUGAAAUGAAGGGAAAAGAAUUCUCCGUUUUCAAAGCUGCUCAUCUCCAAUUGUUAUUGGCAGAGAGGCAGGGUACACUGUGGACAGGUCGCCACAGGGUAAAACAGACACACAGGACACUACACACACUCGCGUCUAAGAACAAUUUAGAGGAUUCAGUUAAUGUGACAGUCAUGUUUUGUUUUGUUUUUUUAUUCCUGCAAGGUAGCAGCCCUCCAGUCUGCUGUACUUGAUUUUAUUUAGGAGUAUCAAAGUAAAUGGAGGCUGAAAACACACUCGCAUCCUACACCCUUUUAGAAUUUUUAUUUUUAGAACACCUUUGGAAGUUAUGUGUCUUCCUUGUAUUUUACAAUUAUGCUCUUCUUUGUGUUGUUUUGUCACUUUGACAUCUAGGUAAAAUCCAUUGAGCUUGUGGUUGUGAUGUGCCAAACGUAAAAACGGCAAAAGGGUUUGAACACAAGCGAGAUUUGUGGCUGCUGGGUUCUUGGUCUUAGAAGCAGUCAACAAAUAACAGGACUCGCAUAAAGGAGCACCUGCAAGGAAGGCUUAUCCCAAUCAUGUUUUUAACAAAAAAAUUAAUAUGUUUGUGAUAAAUGGCCAUUUGGAUCAACACUGGAAAGAUAAUUCUUUUUUUAAUGUUCUGUAUGCAUAGUUGUUUGCAGGAGCUAUAAAGAUGAACCUCAUAAAAACCCAACUGUGAGCAAAUUAAGUUUAUGUUUCUCAUACUUCUGUUUUUAAAGCAUGAUGUUCUUUUUGAAGCAUUUUCUUGUCGGCAGGUAGACAGUUUUCUUCAUAGACUUUUGUGAAAGCUACUUAAUAAAAUGGUUUUCUGAAUA